Ricinus communis (castor bean) is the source of this 1350-nucleotide messenger RNA. Its product is annotated as chlorophyllase-1-like. The transcript is spliced from 2 exons. The coding region runs from base 54 to 1079 and encodes 341 amino acids. Gene Ontology annotation, biological process: chlorophyll catabolic process. The record is from RefSeq and is a predicted model, not a curated record. Gene Ontology annotation, molecular function: chlorophyllase activity. Lineage: Eukaryota; Viridiplantae; Streptophyta; Magnoliopsida; Malpighiales; Euphorbiaceae.
GAUUUCUCAUCGACCUCUCUUUUCUCUCUCAAUUAUUUGCAGACAUUCACAGAAUGACAAACCUGAUGGUAAAAAUAGUUGUGUUGCUGACAUUGCUGGCCUCCCCAUUUCUGAUAGCUUUGUCGGAAGCCAAGUCUGAUUUGGGAAUACUUGAUGUUUUUGAAACGGGGGAAGUUCCAACUGCGUAUAAUCGAGUGGACGAAUCGGACCCGGCCUCUCCUCCUAAACCUUUAUUAGUAGUUACACCAACUGUAGAUGGCAUAUACCCUGUCAUCCUGUUUCUCCAUGGCACCUGCCUUAUUAACUCUUUGUACAGCGACCUCUUCCAACAUAUAUCUUCUCAUGGAUAUAUAGUUGUUGCUCCUCAGAUAUAUUCUUGCCUAAACGGAUUGAUACCAAUGCUACCCGUAAGUGGACCUGCAGAACUCGAGUUCGCAGCACAAGUGGCAAACUGGUUACCUUCAGGUCUCCAGUCUGUGCUACCUGAAAAUGUUAAAGGCGAUCUAGACAAGCUUUCCAUUGGAGGUCAUAGUAGAGGUGGAAAGACAGCAUUUGCACUAGCACUUGGUUACGCCAAGACGCCACUAAAAGUGAAAAUAUCAGCACUAGCAGGAGUAGACCCUGUGGAAGGGACAAGCAAAAACAGCCCUACUCAACCCAAGAUUCUCACGUACAUCCCUCAGUCUCUUAACUUAUCAAUUCCGGUAGCUGUAAUCGGAACUGGGUUAGGUAAUCAGCCAGUAUGCUGGCUAGUCUGUCCUGCUUGUGCUCCUGAUGAAAUGAACCAUCAGGAGUUCUUCAGCGAGUGCAAAGCUCCUGCUGGCCAUUUUGUUGCUACAGAGUACGGUCACAUGGACAUGUUAAAUGACAAUAUGACAGACAUAGUAGGGACAUUGACAAAUUCUUUGUGCAAGAGUAGUCAGAAUCCUAGAAAGCCGAUGAGAAGAACUACAGGUGGCAUAAUCGUGGCGUUUCUGAAGGCUUAUUUCAAAGGUGAAAUCGAGGACUAUAUUACCAUUGUGCAAGAACCUUCUGCCGCUCCUGCAAAACUUGAUCCUGUCCAGUUCACUGAAGCAUAAGAUUAUGCCCGAAUUGAUUUACUGUAUAUUUGUUUAUUUAUAUUUCCGUCUAUCACUUAAAUUUUUCAGUUUAUGUUUCUAGCUUUCUUCUUGCAUUAGAAUAUUUGUACAAGAAUCUUAAGUUGCUUCAUUAAUUCAAGAACAUUCAAUGUAAUUUACUAUAUGGAGCAUAGGAUCCAUGUUCUACUUCGCGUUGCCUUAUAAGAUGUAGUCCUCUCUUAACUUCUUGUAUCUUCUGGUCCCAUUGAAUUGACAAAAAGAAAUUUAAUUA